GGCUCCAUGGUUUUGAUACCCGGAGAGGUUCUUUUGACCUUAGACAUUUAAUACCUAUCAAGAACCAUAGCCCUGUUGCAUGUUCACACGCCAAAUCAGUCUGUCUGUCCGCACCCCUGGCUUAUCGUUUUCGAAGAGUACAACGCAGCCUGCCCAUCCCACCGGGUGACGAGGAGGAAACCGCCACAAUGGCCGAGAUCGACCCGUCCAUGUUCCCGCCGGAUUGGGACCAGGACGACAUCAACGACGCCAUCGCCAACUACUACUAUUCGUGCACCCAUGUCACGGCCACCUGCCCCGUCGAGGCCACCACGCUCGGGUACCACCCAAACAGGGGGAUCAACAUAUUUAUGGCCAUUGGGUUUGCCGUAGCGACGGUGACCGCCCUGGUGCUGGGGAUCCGGAAGAAGACGUGGAGUUACACGGCUUUUAUCGCAGCCGGGUGCGCAUUGGAACUCGCAGGCUACGGCGCGCGCAUCCCGCUGACGGACAACCCGUGGAACAAGCACGCGUUCGAGACGCAGAUCGUCGCCAUCAUCCUGGCCCCGACCCUCAUCUGCAUCUCCAUCUACCUGACCCUCAAGCACGUCUGCCUGGCCCUCAACCCGGCCCUCUCGCGCGUCCGCCCCCACCUGUACCCUUUCAUCUUCGUGCCCCUCGACGUCUCCUGCCUCCUCGUCCAGGCCAUCGGCGGCGCCCUCGCCGCGAGCGCGGCCACGACGAAUUUCAAGAUGGUGCAGCAUGGGAAUCGCUGCAUCAUUGCCGGGAUCGUGCUGCAGGUGGUGGUGCUGAGCUUUUUUGGGACGUCGGCGGGGGAUUAUUAUUUGAGGGUUAAGAAGUGGAUCAACUCUCCGGAGGCAGACCCGGAGGCUGUUGCGUUGUGGCGUGAUAAGAAGUUCAGGAUGUUUGUGUACGCUGUGACAGGGGCGUAUAGCGGUAUCUUGAUCCGCUGUAUCUAUCGUAUCGCGGAAAUGGCUGGCGGUUGGGGCAACCAUAUCAUGCAGGACGAGCCGUCGUUUAUUGUGCUGGAAGGAUUCAUGGUCCUCAUUCCUUGCCUUCUCCUGGCUAUCUUUGCACCUGGCUACCUGUUCCCGCAAAUGGCGGCCCGCAUGUCUGCCACCGGCCGGGUAGGGCUAAAGCGCAAAGAUGGCGAACAGACGGACGCCGAGAAACAGUCGCAGCCCGGUGCCCUUGGGGGUCAGCAGCCCACCACCAGCGGAGACGAAUCGGCCGUCGGUGAACAACGGGCGAAGGAAGACCCAGUACCGUCGAUGCCAGCGGAAGAGUCCAAGGGCAGGGAGGCGAGCUGAAAAGGGGAUGUGUUUAUUUUGGUGGUUCUUAUUUUGGCUCCUCCAGGGGCAUCAAGUUCUAUGUUAUAAUAAACAACGAUCUUGAGAAAUGUCGGUGAUAAGUUCGGCCCUUGGCGUUUAAUAAGUACCAGCAUUAAAGAUUAA
Chaetomium fimeti is the source of this 1454-nucleotide messenger RNA. Its product is annotated as RTA1 like protein-domain-containing protein. The transcript is spliced from 5 exons. NCBI's taxonomy places the organism in Eukaryota, Fungi, Ascomycota, Sordariomycetes, Sordariales, Chaetomiaceae. The record is from RefSeq and is a predicted model, not a curated record. Bases 189 to 1310 code for a protein of 373 amino acids. Gene Ontology annotation, cellular component: fungal-type vacuole; plasma membrane.